CGAAUACAUACAACAUACAUACACAACAUUUGGCACAUUGAAGGUCGCGCCGUCUUAUAGUGAUAGGUGGUAGAGAAUCAUUAUUGGUCUUUUACCUCAAUAAAGUUUUCCCUCAUUUACAAUAUAGUGCAGUUGACAUAAUCCAGUAGUAGUGAAUAUUCUCAAAGUUAUCUUCCUAAAAACGUUAACCAGUCAUUAAAUCCUUUGACCGUUUUAGAAAAAAACAAAAUAGGUAGUUGAACUAAAGUUUUGUUUUGAAAAUUUAUAAGUGGUAGUUUUGGCAUACCCUGUUUCUUUUAUUUGGUCAGAGAAAUUAAAUGGCUGAAUCGUGGCAGGCUCCUCCAAAGCAGGGCCUGUACGACCCGCAGUUCGAGAAAGAAGCGUGUGGUGUUGGCUUUAUAGCUGCUAUUGAUGGUAAACGUCAAAAUAAAAUAGUGCGCGAUGCUCAACGAUUGGCUAUAUCUAUGAACCAUCGUGGUGCAUGCGCCUGUGAUAACGAUACUGGUGAUGGUGCCGGAGUACUUACUGCUAUUCCACAUGAUUUCUACUAUGCUAAACUCAAGGAUGAGCAAAAUAUACAACUGCCAGCUUUCGGCCAAUACGCCACUGGCAUCUUUUUUUUGGACAAACUGCAUCACCAAGAAUCCGAACAGAAAUUCGCAGAGUUGGCAGAGGAACUGGAUGUGUCCGUGCUGGCUUGGCGUACCGUACCAACCAACAAUUCCUCCAUAGGCGCGGUUGCGAGAAAUUCUGAACCGUUUAUGAGGCAGGUGUUUAUAACCCUCAAGAAUCCAGUAGGUGAGUCCGAACAAGAUAGGACUUAUUUUAUACUGCGCAAACGCGCCAGUCACCAAAUCCCAGCUCCAGGAAAACGUUUCUACAUUUGUUCUUUGAGCCGGAGAACUGUGGUCUAUAAAGGUCAGUUGACUUCCGACCAGUUAUGGACCUAUUUCCCCGAUUUAGUAGACCCCAUGUAUGAUACUUACUUGGCCCUUGUGCAUACUAGAUUUUCCACCAAUACUUUUCCCAGUUGGGAAAGAGCACAUCCCCUGAGAAUGUUGGCACACAAUGGAGAAAUAAAUACAUUACGAGGAAAUGUUAAUUUGAUGAAAGCUAGAGAGGGUGUUAUGAAAAACGAAGAUUUGGGUAACAAAUUGAAAACAUUGUAUCCAGUAGUGGAACCAAACCUAUCUGAUUCCGGAUCUGCUGAUUGCGUCCUGGAAUUUUUAGUGCAUGCAGGAAACAGAACUUUACCAGAGGCUGUAAUGACAAUGGUCCCAGAGGCUUGGCAGAAUGACCCCACCAUGUCUGAAGAUAAACGUGACUACUACCACUGGGCAGCUUGUACUAUGGAACCGUGGGACGGUCCAGCUUUGAUUUCCUUUACAGAUGGAAGACUAAUAGGGGCCAUUUUGGAUCGUAACGGGCUGCGGCCUUCGAGAUUCUAUAUUACCAAAGACAAUAUGAUGAUUAUGGCUAGUGAGGUCGGUGUAUAUGAUGUAGAUCCGUCUAAUGUAAUCUUAAAGAGUCGUCUAAAGCCUGGUAGGAUGUUGUUAGUUGAUACCCAAUUAAAGACCGUUAUUCAAGAUAUUACCCUAAAACAGGAAAUCGCAAGAUCUAGGCCACAUUCAGAAUGGCUAAAAGAACAGAUUUCCAUGGACGAACUUAGAAAGGCUCAUCUGGAUGCUAGUCGAACAGUUAAACCAAAGUACGAAACCAGCGGUUUGGGCGACAAAAGGUUACCAUUGUAUGGCUACUCGACUGAAACCAUUCACAUGCUUUUGUUACCAAUGAUUAAUAACAAGAAAGAAGCUUUAGGAAGUAUGGGUAACGAUGUUCCGCUGGCCUGCUUGUCCAAUUUUGCUCCUCUUCUUUACGAAUACUUCAAACAACUGUUUGCCCAAGUAACUAAUCCUCCCAUUGAUCCUUUCCGUGAAAAAGUUGUAAUGUCAUUACAAUGUCCAAUUGGACCCGAAGACAAUAUUCUUAAGCCAAGUUCAAAACAGGUUCACCGAUUAUGGUUAAAGAGUCCAGUAAUUUCUAUAGCAGACUUGGAGGUUUUAAAGCAAACCACUCACCGUAAUUGGAGUUCUCAUGUAAUUGACAUUACGUUUCCUGUCGAAGAAGGUGUACAAGGAUUUCUAAAGAAACUUCAUAAUAUAUGCGUAGAAGCAGAUGAAAUGGCCAAUAAACAUGAAAUCAUUGUGUUGUCUGAUCGACUAGCAGGAAAAGAUAGAGUACCACUUAGCAGUUUGUUAGCACUAGGGGCUACUCAUCAUUACAUGAUAGAAUCUCGUUCAAGGAUGAAAGUAGCUUUGGUUGUGGAAACAGCAGAAGCCCGUGAGGUCCACCACAUAUGCGUCCUUCUUGGUUAUGGAGCAGAUGCCAUAUGCCCAUAUUUAGCUUUGGAAUUGGCCUCCAGUCUGCGUGACCAAGGCGUAUUAGAUACUAACUUGACAGAUGAAGUGAUCUUUCAAAAUUAUGCUCAAGCUAUGUCUACAGGUAUCAGUAAGGUCAUGGCAAAGAUGGGUAUUUCUACACUGCAAUCCUACAAAAGUGCCCAAAUCUUCGAAGCGGUAGGAUUAGCUGAAGACGUUGUAGAAAAAGCUUUCAAAGGAACCCCAUCAAGAAUAGGUGGUGUCAACUUAGAAUUGCUUGCGGCUGAAGCCUUUGAACGACACCAAAAUGCUUAUAAAGUCAGUCCAGAUUCGUGGAUCGUUAGAGACAUUGGUAACUAUCAUUGGAGAGCUGGAGGAGAGAAACAUUUGAAUGAACCUGCUAGUAUUGCUGCACUUCAGGAAGCAGCAGUUAAUAAGAGCAAAACUGCUUACGAGAAAUUUAAGGAAUCAAAUAUGGAAUCAGUGAGAAACUGUAUGUUACGUGGUCGCUUGAACUUAAGAACUCUCGACCAGCCUCUGCCUUUAGAUGAAAUCGAGCCUGCUUCAGAGAUCGUUAAACGAUUUGCUACUGGAGCUAUGAGCUUUGGAUCUAUUAGUUUGGAGUCACAUCAGACACUCGCUAUAGCUAUGAAUAAAGUUGGAGGCAAAAGUAAUACAGGAGAAGGAGGUGAGGACCCGGAAAGAUAUCUGGACCCGGAAAAACGAUCCUCUAUCAAGCAAGUUGCUUCUGGUCGUUUCGGUGUUACAUCUUCGUAUUUAGCCCAUGCUGAUGACUUACAAAUUAAGAUGGCUCAAGGCGCCAAACCAGGAGAAGGAGGUGAACUUCCAGGGUAUAAAGUAUCCACCGAAAUAGCAAAGACCAGACAUUCAGUUCCAGGUGUUGGUCUUAUUUCUCCUCCUCCCCACCACGACAUCUACUCCAUCGAAGAUUUGGCAGAAUUAAUUUAUGAUUUGAAAUGUGCCAAUCCAAUAGCGAGAAUCUCGGUCAAGCUUGUAUCGGAAGUUGGAGUGGGAGUUGUGGCUUCCGGUGUAGCUAAAGGGAAAGCAGAACAUAUCGUAGUUUCUGGGCAUGAUGGUGGCACUGGUGCCAGCUCUUGGACAGGUAUCAAGAGUGCUGGCUUGCCAUGGGAACUGGGUAUUGCGGAGACACAUCAAGUAUUGGUUUUGAAUAAUUUGAGAUCCAGGAUUGUACUCCAGGCUGAUGGUAAUAUAAGAACAGGUUUUGAUGUAGUGGUGGCUGCUUUACUAGGAGCUGAUGAGAUAGGUUUCAGUACUGCCCCGCUCAUUGUUAUGGGUUGUACCAUGAUGAGAAAGUGCCACUUAAAUACUUGCCCCGUUGGAAUUGCUACCCAAGAUCCUGUGCUAAGAAAGAAAUUCACAGGCCAACCUGAACACGUUAUAAACUACUUGUUUAUGCUUGCUGAAGAAGUACGAGCACAUAUGGCCAAUCUUGGUAUCCGCACCUACCAAGAAUUAGUUGGCCGAACCGACCUUCUCAAAGCUGUUGAAAACGGAUCACAAAAAGCCAGAUCUCUAAACCUCAAUCUAAUUUUGCAAAACGCUUUACAUAUGCGACCUGGUGUCAAUAUUAAGGGAGGUUCUGUGGCUCAAGACUUCCAAUUGGAACAUAGAUUGGAUAAUGAACUGAUCGCCAAAGCCAAACCUAUAAUUGAUGGUACCCAUAAAAGGGUAGAUAUUGAAAUGAAGAUUCAUAACGAAGCCAGAGCAUUUGGAUCUACUUUGAGUUACCAUAUUUCACGUAAAUAUAAUGAAAGUGGUUUACCAGACGGCAGUGAAAUUAAUAUCAAAUUGACAGGCUCAGCUGGACAAAGUUUUGGAGCAUUUUUAGCCAAAGGCGUUAAAAUUAAACUUGAAGGGGACGCAAAUGACUACGUUGGUAAGGGUCUAUCAGGUGGAACUAUCGUAAUUUACCCUCCCAAAUCAUCUCCAUUUGAAUCCCACUUGAACGUUAUCGUUGGCAAUGUAUGUCUAUAUGGAGCAACUACAGGAAAAGCUUUUAUGAGAGGUAUCGCAUCAGAACGUUUUGCAGUCAGAAAUUCUGGAGCAGUAGCUGUCGUAGAAGGUGUAGGGGAUCACGGUUGCGAAUAUAUGACCGGGGGAAUAGUUUUGAUUUUGGGUCUUACUGGCAGAAAUUUUUCCGCCGGUAUGUCUGGAGGUAUCGCCUACGUAUGGGACGUCGACGGCAAAUUCUCUACUAAAUGCAACAUGGAGAUGGUCGAACUUUGCAAACUAGAAGACAAAGAAGAUGUUGAGCUGGUAAAAUCUCUUCUGAAAGAAUUCCAAGAAGAAACAGGUAGCGUGAUUGCUCAACAACUAAUAGACGAAUUUGAGAGCCGUCGCAAAGAAUUCGUUAAAGUGUUCCCGUAUGAAUAUCAAAGAGCUUUAAAACAAAAAACAACUGAAGUUGUUGUCACUCAAAAUCAACCUGUUGAACCUAAAAUAAAAGAUAUUGAGGAUACUAUCGGAGAUGCUUCUCAGGAGCAGAAGAAAGCCGAAAGGGCCCUGGAUAAGACAAGAGGCUUUAUGAAGUAUCCGAGAGAAAUGGCCCCUUACCGCCCUGCAGACAAGCGUAUGAAAGACUGGGACGAAAUUUACAACUUCACUCAUGUGCGUAAAGGUCUGCGGGUACAAGCAGCCCGUUGUAUGGAAUGCGGGGUACCCUUCUGCCAAUCUAAUAGUCAUGGAUGUCCUUUGGGAAAUAUUAUUCCGAAAUGGAACCUUCUGGUGUUCCAGAAUCAAUGGAGACAGGCGCUGAACCAUCUUCUGCAGACAAAUAACUUCCCCGAGUUUACAGGACGGGUGUGUCCAGCACCAUGUGAAGCUGCUUGUGUACUUGGUAUUUCUGAACCGAGUGUUACCAUCAAGAAUAUCGAAUGCUCCAUAAUUGACCACGCGUUCGAGAACGGUUGGAUUGUGCCUCAGAUUCCAACAAAUCGCACUGGUCGGCGUGUAGCGGUUGUGGGUUCGGGCCCUGCUGGUAUGGCAUGUGCAAAUCAAUUAAAUAAAGCCGGUCAUUCAGUAAUUGUUUUCGAAAGAAACGACAGAGUUGGGGGACUGUUACAAUACGGAAUACCUACGAUGAAAUUAAGCAAGACAGUUGUCCAAAGAAGAGUUGAUCUUUUAGCUGCCGAAGGCAUCGAGUUUAAGACAAAUGUUAACGUAGGGAAGGAUAUCUCAGCAAAAGAAUUGAGCGAAGAAUAUAAUGCCGUUGUACUUACGACAGGGGCUACAUGGCCGAGAGAUUUACCACUUCCAGGUCGUCAAUUGAAUGGCAUUCAUUUCGCCAUGGAAUUCCUGGAGGGUUGGCAAAAGAAACAACUCGGUGCCAAUUUUGAUGGGCCUCAUGCCAAAGACAAAAAUGUGAUAAUAAUAGGCGGUGGUGAUACUGGCUGUGAUUGCAUUGCAACUUCUUUAAGGCAAGGUGCUGCUUCGAUAACCACUUUUGAAAUUCUACCGGAACCUGGACCGAAAAGAUCUAACGACAAUCCAUGGCCUCAAUGGCCUAGAGUCUUCAGAGUGGAUUAUGGACAUGAAGAGGUAAAAGUUCGUUAUGGUUCCGAUCCAAGGGUGUUCAGCAUUAUGACACAAGAAUUCCUGGACGACGGUAAAGGCAAUGUUAGUGGCGUGAAAACUGUCAACGUGGAGUGGACCAAAGACGACAGCGGACGUUGGCAGAUGAACCAAGUACCUGGAACAGAAAAAAUCUUCAAAGCGGAUCUAGUUCUUUUAGCUAUGGGUUUCUUAGGACCUGAAAGAGCUAUUGGUGAUCAGCUAGAGCUUACGUUGGAUGCUAGAUCCAACUUUAAUACCAAGGACUACAAAACUAACGUAGACAAUGUUUUCGCUGCAGGAGAUUGUCGAAGGGGACAAUCUCUUGUAGUAUGGGCCAUUGCCGAAGGUCGCCAGGCUGCUAAAGCAGUGGAUGAAUUCCUAAGAAAAGAACGGUCGCUGUUGCCAGGGUCAGGUGGCAUCAUUCAACCGUCGCUUCAUGCAGUACCCUGCGUAGUUUAAAUUCAAAUUGAAUUAGUUUUAUUUUCUGCUUCAUGAAUACUUAUUUUAAGUAUUUUAUAUAUGUCAAUGUUGCGUUUUAUUUAAGCAAUUUCGUUAACAUAAUAUAUUUUUUGAAAUGUUAUAGUACUUAUCGUUAUUUGUUUGUUAAAAUACAUCGUAUUUUGUUAUGUCGAAUAUAUUAGUACUUUUUAAAAAUAGACUUGUUUGUAUCUACCGAAAUAAUUUUGGUUUUAUUCAAGUUAUUUUAUAAAAAAAUAUGUGUAAAAUCUGUAUAUUGCAUAAUGUAACAAUUCCUUUUAAAAGCCUUUUGCCCUAUAGCUAGAUUUGUAAAACAUUUAGUAUUCACCUAUUUUAACUCUGCGUUAGGCGCGGGUAUAAGUAUGACGUGGUUGGGCGCGUAGCCAACAGAUGUCACCCAUGUUUAAGUUGUCUUAUUUUUUCAAACAACGAUGUUUUUAAAUAAAAUAGGAUGAAAAAUAAGUACAUACUGGUUACAUUAACAAAAUUUUAUUCAUAUAGUUAAAAACAAUACAUUAUUUCCAUUAAAAAUCUGCGAAAAACGGAAACAAAAAAUAUUAUCAGCCAUCUAGGCAUGGAUUACAAGUAUCUUUUAAAUGAUCAAUGCAUGUCUACUUGCGGCACUUUAUACACUAUCUUCGGGUUGUUUGGUCACGUCUCUUCCACAUUCAUAACAUCUCCCACGUGGCGAUGCCAUAGGUGUUUCAUUAUGCUCGGGUUCUAGAGCAUUUAUUAAUAAUUUUACACGUCUACGAUUUCUCUUGGUUUUAUGAGCUGCCAACUUAACUCGUUCAUAAAACCAACCCCCCACACCUUAUUAAUUAACGCCAUUCCAUGCACGUAUUGGGAUCCUUGCUGUGCUAUAUUUUUCUCUUUUCUUCUUGGACAUUUUUCGUUUUUUUGCAACACUAUAAUACAAAAACAAAAAAGUAUUGUACAACAGAAUCUUAUCUUAUUAUAAUAAAUUAAAAAUUAUAAAAUAUGUACCUGAUCCCAAAUAGUAACGUAGUUAGGCGCACGGGUGACGAGCGUCAGCCAAUAAUCUUUAUCCAUCAACAACGACUAAAGGCUGAUUUAUGUUAGACCGGGGGGUGCACGAUACGUGCCGUAGGACAAUAGAAACGCACGACCCCACUCUGCUGUCGCUCCGUCCCGUUGUAGCAUAAACUAGCCAAUGCUUUUCAUAUUUUCAUAUCAGACGAUUCUUCAACGUGCCCCGUAAAACAGCCGUGUCGUCCACGCCCCGUCCUAACAUAAAACCGGCUUAACUCACGGCUGAUCUCGAAGAAUUGAGACAAUAGGUUUGUUCUAGCAUCAGUUUCAAACUGUUUGAAACCAUCAGCGAAUAGUUGACCAGCGCGAGUAGAGGGGAUAGCACUGGUGACUGUAUUAUGUUCUCUCACUGACCAACUGUUUGCUGACGGUUUCUGACUGGUUUGACUGUUUUCUAGAACAAACCUAAUAUGUUUACUUAUUUAACCUUAAUAUGAAGGUACAUGAGCGGUGAUAAGACCACAAGGAUCUACAGACCGAGCUAGUCCUAUAAAUUCCACGGCUUCGCGCCAUGGUUCACGCAACCGUACUUACUUGUGUUUCGAGUUGUGUGGUCGUGGACUGGUCGAGUGGAGUUAGAAUUUGUCAAAUUUAAGUAAAUAAUCGUUUCUACUGAUACAUAUUAGGUUUGUUCUAGCGUCAGUUUCAAACGGUUUGAAACAUCAGCGAAUAGCAGACCAGCGCGAGUAGAGGGGAUAGCACUGGUGACUGUAUUAUGUUCUCUCACUGACCAACUAUUUGCUGACGGUUUCUGACUAGUUUGACUGUUUGCUAGAACAAACCUAUUAUAAUUAGGUAUCUAAUAUAAUUAUUAAUAAAAAAAAUAUAUUAAACUGUUAAAAACUUUAAUAAUUAUAUUAUAUUAUAAUAAUAAUUAUUAUACUAUAAUAUAAUAUGCAGCUUUUAAUAUUGCUAAUACAUAUUAUUAAAGUUUUUAACAUUGUUUUUUAUUUACAUUAAGUUUAUAAAUACCAAGUCACCUAGGGCUCGAUAACAUGGAAAGGAAAGAGUCCCACCAGAGCUCAAUCCUUUUAAUACCUUAGGUAUCUGGGAUGAGUCAAUUUUCCCCUUAGAGGGAGUGUGAGUCGUAUGGCUAAAUCUGGAUUAGCAAUAUUAAAAACUUUAAUUUAUUAUACAUAUUAUAUUAUAUUAUAAUAAUUAUUAUAUUAUACCGCAGUUUCUUUAUAUGAAAAUGCAAAGCAAAAUAUAUACGCAAUUUGCAGAGUAAAUGCUUAUUGGUUUUUUUAAUAAAAUAAUACAAAUUGUAUGUAGCGUAGCUAAAGCGUUGGGUAGUAGCAAAAGUAGCUACGCCUCAUGAGACACGAAAAUGAUGAAAUUAAUUCUAUUUUUUUUUCAUGGAGAUUUUUUUAAAAUAGAUAACAUCAUUACAAAUUAUUUUGUUAUUAUUACAAGUAAUUGUUUGUUAUUAUUUACUGAGCCUUUAUAAUUUUGACUAAGCCAUAUUAUAAGCUAUUUGGAAAAUAGCAUUUCGCAGAAAAUACUGCAUUUUUUAUUUAAGUAUAAUACAAAAUAUUAUUAUUCAUUUUCUACUUAAGUACAGCAAAAAAACUUUGAAAAUAAAACAAGAGUUUAAAUUAUAAACACAAAACUAAAUAAAUAAUUUCCCACAACGGUCAAAAACCACACCUAAAAGAUAAAAAUUCACACCACAGAAUCAGUACCAAUAUUUAAACAGAAUCAACAACCAAACACUAACGCAGUCGCAAGUACGAUUGCGCGAAGCCGUGGAAUUUAUAGGACUAGCUCGGUCUGUAGAUCCAAGUUAUAAGACCCAACCACAGUAUAAAGCGGGACAGUAGAACCACUCUCCAAAAAAUUGGAAGUAAAAUCUGUAGUCGCGCAUGGCGACCGCGCAAUGUUCUUAGUCGCUUUUGUCCCACUCUCGCAUUGCUAUUCGGAUAGAAACGUACGGAUUUUAACAGGGAAAACCCGCAUCCACCACUGGUGAAUUACCAAUUGUGUACUGUCGGAUACUGUGCUGCCGGUAUUACUUCUUGAGAGGAGUGGUUUUACUGUGAAACCUCUAUAUCUGUGACCCAACCGUGCCAGUUGGGUACAAUGAGCGUAAAUAUAGGCGUGGUUGACCCCUGCCACCGACGCGACUAACGGAGGGUUAAAAUAAUUCUUCAGAUUCGUGGACAUUUUGAGACAGGUUCGCGACAGCUUUAAAAAAUUUUCAUUUUACAGCUUUUUUUAGGAAAGGUAACAGUCAGAAAUUUACUAAAUAUAAAAUUCGUGUUUUUGUUCAUGUUCUAAAUAUUUCUAUACAAAUCUAGCAAGAUACACUAAAUGAUACUGCAAAUUUUAUUUAAGAAAAUAGUGUAUAUUUUUAUAUUUCAAUGUCAAUAUUAAUUUUUUACAUGUCAAGUUCUACAAAAAUCUAAAGUAUAAUUCACUUUUUUAUAAUUAUAUUAAUUUGUUGUCACAUGUUAACAAAUAAAAGUAGAGUCGUCCUAAAAAAACUGUUAUUUUUUUUUUGUUAUGCGUUUUAUAAAAUGUUAAGGUUAGUUGCUAAGUAGCUCCUCAUAUCAGUUAAAAACAUCUUUUAAAAAUGUUAAAAGUUUAAAAUAUGUAUAAAUGUUGUUGUAAAUAUGAAAUAAGGGCAGAUUUUUGAAAGUCGAGUAUUGUCGAGUUUUAAAUAUUUAUUAAUUUUUCAUCACAGCUUUUCAAAAAACAUCAAUAUAAAAAAGUUCAAUUUUUUUAAGUUUAACUACUGGCCGACGUCCCAUCAUAGUUCCGCUAAGCAUUCUACUAGGUGUUCUGUCGUUAUACAUUCCUAUAAGGUAACCUAGCCACCGCAAUCUUUGUACUUUUGCAUAAUUUGCUUUAGAGGGUUCUUUGUAAUAUUGGUAUACCUCGUGGUUGAACCUUAUUUUCCAUAUACCAUUGUCACAAAUGGGUCCUAAUAUCCUCCUUAAUAUCUGUCUUUCAAAAGGUUUAUUGUCUUUUCAGUCAUAAUCCAUGUUUCUACGCCGUAUAUUGCUAUUGGUCGUAUGAUGCUUUUAUCCAGGGUGUUAGUAAAUAAGUAUGAAAAAUUUUAAGGGCUAAUUCUACAUGAAAAAUUAAUGCCAGUUUGCUCUAUAAACAUAUGUCCGCAGAUGCUUAGUUUCGGAGAUACGGGGUGUUGAAAUUUUUAUUUCAAACUGCCAAUUUAUUUAUUGCUCUAAGACCAGUUGAGCUAUGAAAAUGAAAUUUGGUGAGUUUUAGGAGGUAGUUAUUACGAAUUUUAUGACAUACAAUUAAAAAUUUUGUAUUCAUCAUUGGCGCGCCUACGGGCAAUGGUCUGAAUUAUUUUAAAGAAAAAAAUGCUACGCCACUGAGGUAUUUCGAAUUAGAAAUUAUUUUUAAAUUCCACGUCUAAUUUAUGAUAAAAAACCUUUCUUGCCUUUUUUUAUAUAAUGCACCGUUUUUAUGCAGAAACAUAAAACAUCUUGGCGCAUAUUUUUCAUUUCUUAAUACAUCAUCAAGAACUAUCCAAUAUAUUAAUACUAAACUGGAACCAUAACAGAAAAUAUUACUAAUACCAUUUCAACUAGGUGCAAAGCUGCAAGAAAUGGUUAAAAUGAUCUCCUUUACAGGUAACAGAAGAAUUUUAUAUUCAUCAUUGGCGCGCGUACGGGUAAUGGUCUGAAUUUUUUGAAGAAAAAAAUAGUACGCCACUGGGAUAUGUCAAACUAAAAAUCAUUUUUGAAUUCCUCGUUCAAUUGACAACAAAAAAUCUUUCUUGUCUUUUUUUCAUAUGUGGCGCCGUUUUUAUGCAAAAAAAUUAAACAUCUUAACGUUUACAAAGUAUUUGAACUAAGUUUCUAUGCAUAUGGAAACUACCUCAAAUACUUGGUAAGCGUUAAGAUGUUUUAUUUUUUUGUAUAAAAACGGCGCCUCGUAUGAAAAAAAGGAAAGAAAGAUUUUUUGUCGUAAAUUGAACGAGGAAUUCAAAAAUGAUUUUUAGUUUGACAUAUCUCAGUGGCGUACUAUUUUUUUCUUCAAAAAAUUCAGACCAUUACCCGUACGCGCGCCAAUUAUGAAUAUAAAAUUCUUCUGUUAUCUGUAAAGGAGAUCAUUUUAAACAUUUCUUGCAGCUUUGCACCUAGUUGAAAUCUUAUUAGUAAUAUUUUCUGUUAUUGUUCUAGUCUAAUACUAUUAUAUUGGAUAGUUCUUGAUGAUGUAUUAAGAAAUGAAAAAUACGCGCCAAGAUGUUUUAUUUUUCUGCAUAAAAACGGUGCAUCAUAUGAAAAAAAGGCCAGAAAGAUUUUUUAUCAUAAAUUAGACGUGAAAUUUAAAAAUAAUUUUUAAUUCGAAAUAUCUCAGUGUCGUACUAUUUUUUUUAUAAAAAAAUUCAGACCAUUGCCCGUAGGUGCGCCAAUGGUGAAUACAGAAUUCUAAAUUGUAUUUCAAAAAAUUCGUAAUAACUACCUCCUAAAACUCACCAAAUUUAAUUUUCAUACUGGUCUUAGAGCAAUAAAUAAAUUGGCAGUUUGAAAUAAAAAUUUCAACACCCCGUAUCUCCGAAACUAAGCAUUUGCGGACAUAUGUUUAUAGAGCAAACUGGUAUCAAUUUUUCAUGUAGAAUUAGUCCUUAAAAUUGUUCAUACUUAUUUACUAACACCCUGUAUAUUUUAAACUUUACUUCCCUAUGAUAUCUUUGAAUCCAGAUACCUGUGACAGAGAGAAGUAUGCUUUGUUAGCAAACAUUAUCCAUUUCCGUAUUUCCUCCUCCUCGCUACAAUCCAGAUACCUGUACACCCAGGUAUGUGAGCUGUUUUACUACUUCAAUGUUAGGGUCGUCUAUUGUCAAAUUCUGCAAGUUUCGUUGAUUCCUUGUUGUAUUAGGGCUUUAGUUUUAUCUACGUUGACGAAUCUGCCCUUACUAGUCAAAUAAAAACUAAAUAUGUA
Molecule: messenger RNA, 12416 nt
Organism: Diabrotica virgifera virgifera (western corn rootworm)
Lineage: Eukaryota; Metazoa; Arthropoda; Insecta; Coleoptera; Chrysomelidae
Exons: 23
Coding region: 318-6431 (2037 amino acids)
Molecular function (GO): flavin adenine dinucleotide binding; FMN binding; glutamate synthase (NADH) activity
Source: RefSeq, a predicted model, not a curated record